AAAUCCAAAAUCCAAUCUCCAAACUUUGUGGAGUGUAGUGGAGGGAACCAGAGGGGAACUAUAUAUUUGAUUUUUGGCAAUGGAAGAAGAAGAGAAGGAUGCCAUUUUUCUUAAUUGUGGCGGGAAAAUGUCGUAAGAGUCCCUCCUCUUCCACACCCAUUUCCCAUUUACUAUCCCUCCUUUCUCUCUCUCCUUUAUCAAAUCCCCAAAAUAAACCUCUAUUUCUCUCUCUAUCAAUCAACUCUUCUUCUGCUCCAAUUUGAUCCCCCUUCACGGUUCCUCUAUUUUCUGGGUCUCUCAACUGUGAAUGAGAUUCGGAUCCUGAAAAUUGGUGUCGACUAUCGGAAGUGGAGUGUUGGAAGGAUACUGUAUAGUUUGAUUUCGAAUGGCGGAAGUUUUCGAUGAUGAAACCGAACAGACGAUUUCUAUUCAGGAGUAUCUGAAGGAAGUUGAGGAACAGGAGCUGGAAGCGGAUUUAGUUUUGGGAGGUGACGAAGGGAAAGAAUGUACUUACAGCAAGGGCUAUAUGAAGAGACAAGCCAUUUUCUCAUGUCUAACUUGUACCCCUGAUGGAAAUGCUGGAGUUUGCACAGCAUGUAGCUUGUCAUGCCAUGAUGGGCACGAGAUUGUGGAACUAUGGACCAAAAGGAACUUCAGGUGCGACUGUGGAAAUUCAAAAUUUGGAGAUUUCUUCUGCAAGCUGACCUCAAACAAAGCUGUAGAAAAUGCCAACAAUUCGUAUAAUCAUAAUUUUAAAGGAUCAUAUUGCAUAUGCAAUCGCCCUUAUCCUGAUCCAGAUGUUGAAGAGCAGGUGGAGAUGAUUCAGUGCUGUUUGUGUGAGGAUUGGUUCCAUGAGGAACAUCUUGGUCUCAAUUCCAUAGAUGAGAUUCCAAGGGAUGAAGAAGGAGUGCCCCAGUAUGAGGAUUUCAUAUGCAAGGCAUGUUCUGCAGUUUGUUCUUUUCUCUGUCAAUAUCCUUCGUCUAUUUGGGCAGUGGGAAGGCACCCUGAUAUUUCCUUGGACGUUAGCGUGAAGAAUGAUGUUCCAGAACAGACCCUUUCAGUUUGUACGUCUGUAAAGCAUGAUAAUGAUGGUAAUCCCGAUGAUUCUGCUAACGCAGACCUUACAGUAGCUCCAGAAGAAUCUGCUGGAAAAGAUAGCUUUCUUAGUGAACUUCCUGAGAAUAAUUCUUGUUCUAAUGAAACUAUUAACGAAGUCGAUCAAACUGCUAGUUGUGUGCUUGGAACUUCUCAGUCCUCUGCUUCCGUGGUUGUAGAAAACAAGCCAAUGUUUCUUUCAAAGAACUGGAGGGGUGCUUUGUGCAGAUGUGAGAAAUGCAUCAACAACUACAAGCUGAAGAAUAUUAGUUUUCUGCUAGAUGAAGAGGACUCCAUUGCCGAGUAUGAGAAAAUAGCAAAGCAGAAGAGGGAAGAGAAGUUACAGCAACAAGAGGGUGCUGAGUUGAAGAUGUUUGAUAACCUUGGCCAUGUAGAGAAAAUUGAGAUUCUAAGUGGCAUCGCGGAUAUGAAGGACGAGAUUCGUACAUUUCUGGAAUCGUUCGACUCGUCAAAGCCUAUUACAUCUGCUGAUAUACACCAGGUUUUCGAGAACUUAGCUAAAAAGAGGCGUCGUACUGAAUGAGGUUUUCUUAGGAUUGUCAGUAUAUUUCAUGCAUCUAUAAAGGAAAGUAGUCUACAGUUGGUCUAGGAUUUCUCAAGUAGGCUGAAUACACAUCUUGGGCUGCUUUCUUUAGAUUUCUAUGGUGUUAACGAUGGGACUUGAUUUUCUUUGAGAUCUAGAUUAUGCUUUUCAGAAAAAAAAGACUUGUUUUGGUAACCAUGUUAAACUACAGGAGGUGCCGGCCCCGGUGGUCUAAGUUGUAAAGUUUCAGACCCUGUUUCUAAUAUAAGACCCUGUUUCUAAUAUAUUAUGCUAGACUCAGAUUUCUGAUGAA
This is a messenger RNA of Momordica charantia (bitter melon), 1952 nucleotides long. RefSeq names its product PHD finger protein-like protein. The record is from RefSeq and is a predicted model, not a curated record. Gene Ontology annotation, molecular function: zinc ion binding; ubiquitin protein ligase activity. Lineage: Eukaryota; Viridiplantae; Streptophyta; Magnoliopsida; Cucurbitales; Cucurbitaceae. Gene Ontology annotation, cellular component: cytoplasm.